UAAUUGAGGAAAUUUCCUUGAUAUUUUUCUUACUGUACCAGAAGUCUAUUUUGGUGGUAUUUAUAUCUUGCAUUGACCCACUUCCGAGAGAGAGAGAGAGAGCAUAUAUGAAAUGAUGAUCAUGGCAUGAGGGUCAUCAUCACCCCUAUCUGAUCUUCUAUUUCUGAGGAAGUAUUCCUCAUCGUUGUUCCUAGGUUGGUUUUCAUGGUAGCUAUAGCUCUAUGUUGGCUUAUUAAGAGAACAAGUCUGAGAUAAAAGGACCUCAGCUCGCACUUACUCUCCAAUUUACCACCGUACGACGCCUCCACUGACCACCGACCACCGCCGGCGCCACCGCCAGCACCAACCCUACUUUGAUCCAUACGUACCUAACUAAUUAUUCCACUCUUCCAUUACGUGAAUUUUUUUUGGGUUCUCUCGCGGCAUGAAAUGAACAAGCUUGCAAUAUAUUCAAACAUAAGAAACCUGAAGCAGUAUAAGUAAUUGGCGAGAAGGAAAUUGAUGAAUUAGCAAGUUUAUGAGCUUUAUGUAAUUGAUUUGAUGGCUCGACAAGUGUGUGAAGACAAAUCAUCAUCUGGAUUCUGCUACUCUGAUGCAUCAUCGGGAAAUCCAACGAUGCUGGUGAACCAGAUCCAAGGCUUUGUGUCGGACCCUGAGAUGUUCAACCUCACCACUGGCAUGGAAAUGAUAGGGUUUCCAAAGAGUGACACCAACGCUGCCAUGUGGAGAAGUUUCAUAUCCAAACAUGCUCCUUCCUCUUCCAAAACCAUCAACGACUCUUCCACCACUUUCUACCACCACGACUACAACAACAACAAGCCUUCAGAUUUCACUUCUGAAACAAGUGCUGAGAAUUUAAUCGUGCCGUGGCAAGACGAGGGCGACCACAACAACAACAGGUUACUCGUUGAUGACUCUUCCUUAAGGUGCGUGUUCCCUUGUGAAGCCAACGAAAGGCCUAGUCAAGGUCUUUCUCUCUCUCUUAGCUCAACCAACCCUUCCUCUAUCGGGUUGCAAUCUUUUGAGCUGAGACAAACAAGCCAUCAUCCUGAUUUUGUUUCCAGAGAAGGGUUCUUUGGAAAAUCAGCGAGUGUUCAACAGCAACAGAUGUUACAAGCUGCGAAUCCUUACCAACAAGGACUUCCUGCGUACCUGGUGCCAGCACAGGAUCUUCUGAACGAGUUUUGUAGUCUUGGCGUGAAGCAAAGCGACGUGGGAAAGGUGAAAUCGUCGAAGAAGCAGUGGGAAGAGGAAAAUAAUAAUCAUAACAACAAUAACGGUAUCGGUUCCUCGAAGAAGGCUUCUCUCACCUCUCUAGAGUUCGUGGAGCUGCAGAAGAGAAAGACAAAGCUGCUUGCUAUGCUGGAAGAGGUGGACAGAAGGUACAAGCACUACCGCAACCAGAUGAGGAGCGUGGUGUCGUCGUUUGAAGCCGUAGCGGGGAACGGCGCCGCCACCGUGUACUCGGCGUUGGCGUUGAAAGCCAUGUCAAGACAUUUUAGGUGUUUGAAAGAUGGGAUUUUGGGGCAGAUUCAAGCGUUGAGAAAAGCCAUGGGAGAGAAAGACCCAAUUGCACCAGGCACAACAAGGGGCGAAACACCAAGACUCAAAGUCAUUGACCAAACACUGAGACAACAAAGGGCGUUUCAACAAAUGAGCAUGAUGGAAACUCAUCCAUGGAGACCCCAACGUGGCCUUCCGGAGCGUGCCGUUUCGGUUCUUCGGGCUUGGCUUUUUGAGCAUUUUCUCCAUCCGUACCCAAGUGACGUUGAUAAACAUAUUUUAGCUCGCCAAACGGGUCUCUCGAGAGGCCAGGUUUCAAAUUGGUUUAUAAAUGCAAGGGUGAGGCUAUGGAAACCAAUGGUGGAGGAAAUGUACUUGGAGGAAGUGAAGGAUCACGAAAACAACAUAGCUUCCUCAGAGGGGGGUACCGAUCAAGACAAUGACAUAAACCCAAAUGUUCAAAACCCUCCACCUCCCUCAUCACGAUCAGAGGAUCAAAAGCCAUCACUUAUUCGAAUUGACUCGGAGUGUGCGUCCUCCAUCGUCAAUAACCACACCCCAGAUAACAAAAACGACCCAAAGGAGUGCUUUGGGUCGGUGGAGCUUGAUUUUUCAUCCUACACGCACCACUCCUCGGGCAUGGUUUCUUACGAUCAAAAUGGGACCAACAACAACAACAACGUUAACAAGAGCGGGGUGUCUUUGACGCUAGGGUUACAACAACAUGGGGUUAGUCUAGCGUUCCCGCCAGCAACACAGAGUUCACUGUACUACCCAAGGGAUCAAAUUGAAGAUUGUCAACCAGUUCAGUACUCUCUUUUGGAUGCUGAACCUCAAAACUUGCCCUACAGGAAUUUGAUGGGAGCACAGCUACUUCAUGAUUUAGCAGGGUAAAUCCAUCAUCAUACAUUCUUCAUGGUGAGUAUAAUCAAAGAAAUUAAUGAAGAUUACUUUUUCUUAAUUACUCUUAUAGCUACGUACAAAAUUAUAUAGUACACAAUUAUAUACUUGGUUAGAUAAACGUACACUUUAAUUUCAACAUGUGUAUGCCUAUAUAAUUUGGAAUUCGAAUUCGUAAUUAAGUCAACAUUUAUACAGAA
This is a messenger RNA of Cajanus cajan (pigeon pea), 2603 nucleotides long. RefSeq names its product homeobox protein BEL1 homolog. Gene Ontology annotation, molecular function: DNA binding. NCBI's taxonomy places the organism in Eukaryota, Viridiplantae, Streptophyta, Magnoliopsida, Fabales, Fabaceae. The record is from RefSeq and is a predicted model, not a curated record. Gene Ontology annotation, biological process: regulation of DNA-templated transcription.